AUGUUUGUUUUAACGAAAAUCGGUGAAGAUAAUGAAAAGUUCGUAUUAAUUCCCAACAAAAAGGUGUACACAAUCGGUCGCUUGUCCACCGAUCUGAUGUUGUCCGAUGAUCUCAGUAUAAGUCGUACCCAUGUGCGUAUAAGUCUGCCUAGCGCAGGAUCAGGUGAGCCGCUCACUGUGAUUGACCUCGGCUCCAGGUACGGCACAUUCAUCAACCAAGACAUUCAGCUCAACAAAAAGAUGCAGGCCAAAACGCCAAUUCCACUGCAAGUUGGCGACAAGAUUCGCUUGGGAGCACUUAAGAAUGUGUGGCAACUGGCGCAGCUGCAGCUGGUGACAACUCCAUCGUCCCUGGCACGACCCGAAAUGGAGGAGCUACAACAGCUGCUCCAGCCGCUGGGAGGAGCAUUGUUGCCCACCUGGACGAAGGAAUGCUCGCACUUGACCAUGGACAGCGUUGCGGUCACUGUAAAGCUAUUGCAUGCCUUGUUGGACAACAAGCCCAUAGUCAAUGUUUCAUUUUGGCGGGAAUUUUCCAAAGCAGCGCAUCGCGUUCAUAUCUUCGAGGAUUGGCCGAAACCAGAAGACUUUCCGCCAGCUGCAUCGCAAGAUAUGCCCAGCAUUAAGUGGGAUCCAGAUCGCACAAGAUUGUUUGCCAGGAAGACUUUUGUAUUUUGCAAUCGCAAACAUUUCGAUGUGUACGGUCCAGUUGUGCAGAAGGCAGGAGGAGCUUGCAAGGAUCUCAACUCGGGUGUACGCCGGCAAUUCCUAACCAAAAACGACGUGGUAGUCAUACAAUAUGUGCCCUCAACCCAAUCCCAAGCAACAGAAACCAUUCACAGUGUCCAAGAUAUUUUGGAGCAAGUUGGAAGACGCCUUAUACCGGAUUACGAGAUUGGACUGGCCAUUUUGCACUGUUCAACGGCCAAGUUUUGUAAUCCGUCCCACAAAAUAAUCGACAACUCGUUGCCCACAACUGAAUCCAUGAAUUCAUCGAUUCUGAUCCCAAAUACGGAGCGCACUCAAACCGAGCCCAACACCAACAAAGGCACGGAGCUCAUUAUCUCGGAAUCGGAAAUAUACGCGCCCAGCGUGGCAAGUGAGAAACAGGAAACGGAACCACAGUCAGAGGCAGAUCCAGCUCCAUCAAAGCCAGUAGAGAAGUCAAAAUCGAUGCUUACGCUGCGUAAGCGUAACAAUGUAAUGUUUUUGGAUUCCUCGGAUGAAGAUUCCAAAGCAACCGAGCCAUCCAGUAGUAAGAAAACUAAACCUUUGAAUGAGGCUAAACCAAAACAAAAGCGCAAACUUCCCAUUACUGUGGACUCUUCGGAUGAAGAUGAGCAGUUGAGAAAGAUAACUAAAACGUUGCCUGGUGACAAAUCCAAACAAAACCACAAUCAAACUUCAGUUAAUAAAGCAGCAGAAAAGAAGGAGUCAUCUAUUGCAGUGGCAAAUAAAAGAGAAUCAACUCAGUCACGCAAAAUGGGAAAGCAGCCGGAGAAACCGACCAGACGUUCACCACGUGGUAAACAGUUGCCAGAAGCGAACAAAGUAGCUGUGCCACAGAUUGAUGAGGACAGUGAGGAGGAACAGGAACUCUUCCCAUUUAAGUCAAAGGCGACAGCAAAAGCUAAAUUAACUGUGCCUCUUAUUGAUGAAGACAGCGAUGAGGAAGAAGCGCCUUUCCAGUUCCAAAAGAAGACACCAGCAACUGGAACACGGGCACCCUUCAAGCCAACUGAAUCCAACAUUCCCACAACCAGCAAAUCGGCUGACAAAACGAAGGUCAAUCCACCAGCCAGGAUUAGUGUGCGCAAUUUCCUUGAAAAGUCACAGAAUCCUGUUGUGGCAAGUCAAGUGGCAUGUGAUGCACCUGUUGCAUCGCAACCACGGAAACGUCUGCGUCUUGAGCGACUAAAUGAAAGCGACAGCGAUGAUAAUGAAAACUUAUUUAAUUUUGCCGGCAACAAGAAGGCCAAGAAUUCUGUUGUCUCAGAUAACGAAUCUGAUGAUGGUGGAAUGUUCAACUUUAAAUCAGCUACUCAAAAGGAGAAAAACAACCGAGAAAGGGACGAAGAUCAAGAUUCUGUCAGCACUGAGCCAUAUAUACCCAAACCAAAAUCAAAGUAUAUAGUGUCCAAGCCAAGGGAACAAGCUGUCAAGGUGAAUAUCAGUGGCUGGCUAUCGUGUAGCGGGCUACACGGGGAUGUCAAGCCAAAGACUGAUCCAGAUGUGACACAAACGGUUGCAGAGCCAGGUCAGAUGGAAAUAAAAGAAGAGGAAUCUGACUGUGAUGAGAAAGAUGCACAUUUAAAGUGGAUAGCCAGUAUGAAGGAUAGCAUACAAGUGAGAAUGUGUAAUCUGAACAUCACAGUUCGUUCCCACGAUGAAUCAAAUGCACUUGACACAACCGACAGCAAAUACAGCGGUCGCAAGAACUUUAAAAAGUUUGUCAAGAAGCUCAAUCCGCAUCCACAACACCGCACAGUGGAGAUGAAGCGUAUGCAGUUGGCCGAGGGCAUGGUCAAAGUCUUGUAAAUGUGAAUUGAAUCGAUAUUUGUUAUAUUUUACUACCAAUAAAUUUGCGAAAUA
Messenger RNA from Drosophila innubila, 2592 nucleotides. Its product is annotated as nibrin. Gene Ontology annotation, cellular component: Mre11 complex. Gene Ontology annotation, biological process: mitotic G2 DNA damage checkpoint signaling; double-strand break repair via homologous recombination. Bases 1 to 2538 code for a protein of 845 amino acids. The record is from RefSeq and is a predicted model, not a curated record. Gene Ontology annotation, molecular function: protein binding; damaged DNA binding. The transcript is spliced from 4 exons. Lineage: Eukaryota; Metazoa; Arthropoda; Insecta; Diptera; Drosophilidae.